GCAAUCUUCCAAACACACCAACAACAGCAAGACUAAAGGCUCAAAGCAAACCUCUCAAAAGACAAGAUGAAGACCAUUCUCUCCAUUGCUCUCAUGGUCCUGGCUCUCUGUCUGGUGUCUGAAGCCCAAGCUGUCCAAGUCAAAGUACAGGAGGGUGACUUUUUUUUCUCACUGGAAUCAGUGAAGAAGCUUCAAGAACUGACAGCAGAGGGCAGCAGUGUAAACGGAAUGCAGAAUCCUCGUCUCACCGGCACCAGCUUUGCUUCUGUCUGUGCUAACCCUUCUUUGCCACAGGAGUUCAUGUCCCUUUGCAUGCAGAGAGGGGCAAGCAUGUCUCUCUCAAAACUAGCUGCUGUGCCUAUGGACAUCUGUGAGAUCUGUGCCUUCGCUGCCUGCACAGGCUGUUAAUGAAAAUAUCAACCUGACUGCCAUCAGAAGACAAACCACUCACAAUUCUCAUUCAGCAUAUCGUGACAACAAUUUCGAUUUCAUGUUUAAAAUUGCCAUCUUCAGAUGGCCGAAAACAUAACUGGCUCAAAAAUACAAAGACUGAUUAAUUGAUGGAGGCAAAUUUUCUAGAAACUGUUACUUUGGAGCUUAUUUAGCACUUCUUUGACUGCUUUUCCUUUUAUCAAUUGACUUUUAUUUUGAGGGUUUUGGGUUUGUUACAGUUCUAUCUUACCAGGCUUUGUACUUAUUUAAUGUUCUUUUUGUUUUCAUUGAGUCUUUGGGAUUUUGUAUUCUUUUGUAUGUUUAUGAAUGCCUCAUGUUUAAUAAAAAAGCAUUGAAAAACA
Molecule: messenger RNA, 794 nt
Organism: Coregonus clupeaformis (lake whitefish)
Lineage: Eukaryota; Metazoa; Chordata; Actinopteri; Salmoniformes; Salmonidae
Product: guanylin
Exons: 3
Coding region: 67-408 (113 amino acids)
Cellular component (GO): extracellular region
Molecular function (GO): guanylate cyclase activator activity
Source: RefSeq, a predicted model, not a curated record